AUGUUUACUGGAAAUUUAUGUCAGUAAUUGAAAAGAAAUUUGGAAUAAACUUUAGUAAAAUAAAUAUAAUUAAUACAAGUAAUGUUAAAUCAAAAUAUUACUAUAUGAUAUAAAAGAAUGUAUGAAGCACGAAGGAAAAUUUUUUGGUUUGCAAUAAUAAGUAGAAUAAUAGUCUUAAGUUUACAAUUUAUCUUUAAUUUGUUAUGUCCUGAUCAUAAUGCAGAUGCAUUUAAAAGUCCUACUGAUAAUUCUGAACAAAUUUCAUUAUAUGACAGUUUAAUAACAAUUUUAUUUGGCGGUCUUGCACGAUGGGAUGGUGAAUAUUUUUUACAUAUUGCAAAAUAUGGUUAUACAUAUGAAAAUACUUUAGCUUUUUAUCCAUUGUAUCCUUUUUCUGUACUUAUUGCAGCUAUAUUACUUAAUGUUAUAUGUUUUGUAAAAUCUGCUCUUAUAUUUUAUGAUCUUAGUAAGGCAGUGUUAAAAACAACAAAUGUAGCUUAUAAAGCUGCAAUAUUGUAUUGCAUAAAUCCAGCUACCAUAUUUUUUUCAGCUGCUUAUUCAGAAUCUUUAUUUGCAUAUUUAACAUAUUGAAGAUAAUGUACAAACUGAAACAAAAAAGUAUCCAACUGAAAUGUUAGUAUUUGUUAUUCAUGGUUUAUUUUUAACUAUUUUCUGUAUUUUAUUUGCACACAUUCAAGUAAGCACUCGUUUAAUAAGUUCAGCAAGUCCUUUAAUAUAUUGGUAUUGUGCUUUAUUAAUAUGUCAUAAACCUUAUAAUGAUGAUAAUUUAUAUGACGAUAAGGAAAAUGUAUUUUCUAAAUGGAAAGUAUUUUUCUUAACAAAGAAGAAGUACAGUUUGAAGGAUAAACUUAUAUUUUCCUAUUUUCUAGGAUAUGGAGUUGUAG
Molecule: messenger RNA, 905 nt
Organism: Heterotrigona itama
Lineage: Eukaryota; Metazoa; Arthropoda; Insecta; Hymenoptera; Apidae
Source: the annotation of a GenBank genome assembly